UCAUGCUGCUGCAAGUCCAGAGUUCUGUUCAUUGGGUCCCUGUACGGCCUUCCCAUUGCUGCUGUCUCAUCGCCACACUUGCCAUGGCCACUUUAAGGUCUCCUCAAACACUGCUCGGUGGUGUGAAUUUUUUGACAUCGGGUGCUGGCAGAUUACGGCCUAGCCUCCUAUAGCUGCUGCCAGGCCCCAUAAUCUGCCAUGGGCCCCGAUAUACCGCCUCUCAUGCUGCUGCAGGUCCAGAGUCUGUCAUGGGUCCCUGUACGGCCUCCCAUUGCUGCUGUCUCCAUCGCCACCCUCUGCCAUGUGCCACUUUCAUGUUCUCUUCACACUGCUGGGAUGUGUUGAAUUUUUUUGAC
Staurois parvus is the source of this 356-nucleotide messenger RNA. The record is from the annotation of a GenBank genome assembly. Lineage: Eukaryota; Metazoa; Chordata; Amphibia; Anura; Ranidae.